Cannabis sativa is the source of this 1612-nucleotide messenger RNA. Its product is annotated as DNA damage-repair/toleration protein DRT100. The record is from RefSeq and is a predicted model, not a curated record. NCBI's taxonomy places the organism in Eukaryota, Viridiplantae, Streptophyta, Magnoliopsida, Rosales, Cannabaceae. Gene Ontology annotation, molecular function: protein binding. The transcript has a single exon. The coding region runs from base 283 to 1371 and encodes 362 amino acids.
CAAAAUAUAAUUGAACUUUUAUUAUAAAAUAUUUAUGUACUGAAUACAGUAUGCUUAAAUAUUUAAUAAAUUCAGAUUCACAUGAUCCGCCAUCCAAUAAAUCAGAAGCUCAAUUAAUUUCAUUUACUCCUGACGAGUUCUUUUUGCUAUAAACAAGAAAAACUCAAUUCCUCACCUCUACAAUUAUUCCAAACUCUCACAUACUCUCUAGUGCUCCGUCUAGUAUAUAUCUCAAAUAAUUGAGAAAGAUAAAAAAGAAAUAAAAAAUAGGAGAGGAGAGCAAUGACUUUGUUGAUGUUCAGUUUAACAUUGAUGACCAUUAUCUCGGCCGCUAAUUCCUGCCCGCCGUCGGACCAGGCAGCCCUGAUGGCAUUCAAGGCGGCCCUCUCUGAACCUUACUUGGGCAUCUUCCAGUCGUGGUCUGGAACCGACUGCUGCAACAAAUGGUACGGCGUCAGCUGCGAUCCGACCACUGGCCGGGUCGUUGACAUAAACCUCCGGGGAGAGUCCGAGGACCCGAUAAUAGCCAAGGCAGGCCGGUGCGGUUACAUGAAGGGUUGGAUCUCACCCGAGAUCUGUAACCUCGAAAGUCUCACAACGCUCAUCCUUGCUGACUGGAAGGGAGUUUCUGGCGAGCUCCCUUCUUGUCUCACUUCUCUCUCUUCACUACGUAUCCUCGAUUUAACCGGUAACCAAAUUUCCGGCAAAAUUCCAGACAAAAUCGGUUCGCUGCAAAAGUUAACCGUACUAAAUCUUGCUGACAACACCAUCAAGGGUGAGAUCCCCGCAGGAAUCGUCGAUAUCGGAGGACUUAAACACCUAGACCUCACCAACAACCAGCUGAGCGGGGAAAUCCCUUCAAAUUUUGGUAAACUCGGCAUGCUUAGCCGGGCGUUGUUGGGCCGGAACCAACUCACCGGGACUAUCCCGGAGUCCAUCUGCGGGAUGAAGCGUCUGGCGGAUUUGGACUUGUCCAUGAACCGGAUUUCAGGCCCGAUCCCAAGCAGUAUCGGGAAAAUGCGAGUUCUGUCGACGCUAAACCUCGACAGUAACUUGAUCUCUGGUGAAAUACCUCCGGCCCUUUUGAGCUCAGGAAUGGGGAUACUAAACCUGAGCCGAAACGCUUUAGAGGGUAACAUACCAGACGUUUUCGGUGGCGAUUCCUACUUUAUGGCACUUGAUUUGUCGUAUAACAACUUGAAAGGUCCGGUACCUGGCUCAUUGUCGGCGGCGAAGUUUAUCGGGCACUUGGAUAUUAGUCAUAACCAUCUAUGUGGGGCUAUCCCACUUGGGUCACCAUUCGAUCACUUGGAAGCGUCGUCGUUUGCUAGCAACGAUUGUCUCUGUGGUAACCCACUCAGCACAUGUUAGAAAAAAUAAUGAUGAGUGAGAUCGGCGGAUCCUAAGAUACAUGUGACACCCAAAUAUACGGGGCUGGGGCUGUAAUAACAUGUAAUAUUGUUUGUAAUGUUGAGUAUAUCAAAUGUGUAACUGUAAUUUGUUCAAGUCGUGAAUGUAUCUUGCUGCAGUAUCUGUGUGUGUUUUUUGGUUUUUUUGUAAUUUAUUAAUGUAAUACCAGGUUUAUGUUUAAUCCACGUGAUCAAGAACAGCA